Leopardus geoffroyi (Geoffroy's cat) is the source of this 4296-nucleotide messenger RNA. It is a transcript of the gene FZD1, whose product is annotated as frizzled class receptor 1. NCBI's taxonomy places the organism in Eukaryota, Metazoa, Chordata, Mammalia, Carnivora, Felidae. Gene Ontology annotation, molecular function: Wnt-protein binding; Wnt receptor activity. Gene Ontology annotation, biological process: non-canonical Wnt signaling pathway; canonical Wnt signaling pathway. Gene Ontology annotation, cellular component: plasma membrane. Bases 42 to 1988 code for a protein of 648 amino acids. The record is from RefSeq and is a predicted model, not a curated record. The transcript has a single exon.
CAGCCUCAGCCGGGCGGCGCCAAGAAAGGAGCCGAGAAAGUAUGGCUGAAGAGGAGGCGCCUAAGAAGUCCUGGGCCGCCGCCGCCGUCGGCGGCGCGAGCUGGGAACUUUAUGCCGGGGCGCUCCCAGCUGGACCGGUGGUGGAAGGGAGCGGAGAUGCGGAGAGCCACCGCCGCCGCCCCCCAGCUGACUCCGGGCGCUUGGCGCGCCGGCUCCUGCUACUGCUUUGGCUGCUGGAGGUUCCGCUGCUGCUGGGGGUCCGGGCGCAGGCAGUGGGCCAGGGGCCCGGGCCGGGGCAGCAGCCCCCACCGCCGCCGCCUCAGCAGCAGCAGGGCGGGCAACAGUACAACGGCGAGCGGGGCAUCUCUAUCCCGGACCACGGCUACUGCCAGCCCAUCUCCAUCCCGCUGUGCACAGACAUCGCGUACAACCAGACCAUCAUGCCCAACCUUUUGGGCCACACGAACCAAGAGGAUGCGGGCCUCGAGGUGCACCAGUUCUACCCCUUGGUGAAGGUGCAGUGCUCGGCGGAACUCAAGUUCUUCUUGUGCUCUAUGUACGCGCCAGUGUGCACGGUGCUGGAGCAGGCUCUGCCGCCCUGCCGCUCCCUGUGCGAGCGUGCGCGCCAGGGCUGCGAGGCGCUCAUGAACAAGUUCGGCUUCCAGUGGCCUGACACGCUCAAGUGUGAGAAGUUCCCGGUGCACGGCGCCGGCGAGCUGUGCGUGGGCCAAAAUACGUCGGACAAGGGCACCCCGACGCCCUCGUUGCUCCCGGAGUUCUGGACCAGCAACCCUCAGCACGGCGGCGGGGGGCACCGUGGCGGCGGCUUCCCGGGGGGCUCCGGCGCGUCGGAGCGUGGCAAGUUCUCUUGCCCGCGCGCCCUCAAGGUGCCCUCCUACCUCAACUACCACUUCCUGGGGGAGAAGGACUGCGGUGCGCCCUGUGAGCCGACCAAGGUGUACGGGCUUAUGUACUUUGGGCCCGAGGAGCUGCGCUUCUCGCGCACCUGGAUCGGCAUCUGGUCGGUGCUGUGCUGCGCCUCCACGCUUUUCACGGUGCUAACGUACCUGGUGGACAUGCGGCGCUUCAGCUACCCGGAGCGGCCCAUCAUCUUCCUGUCCGGCUGCUACACGGCAGUGGCCGUGGCCUACAUCGCCGGCUUCCUGCUGGAGGACCGAGUGGUGUGUAACGACAAGUUCUCCGAGGACGGGGCACGCACAGUGGCGCAGGGCACCAAGAAGGAGGGCUGCACCAUCCUCUUCAUGAUGCUUUACUUCUUCAGCAUGGCCAGCUCCAUCUGGUGGGUGAUCCUGUCGCUCACCUGGUUCCUGGCAGCGGGCAUGAAGUGGGGUCACGAAGCCAUCGAGGCUAACUCGCAAUAUUUUCACCUGGCCGCCUGGGCCGUUCCGGCCAUCAAGACCAUCACCAUCCUGGCGCUGGGCCAGGUGGACGGCGAUGUGCUGAGCGGGGUGUGCUUCGUAGGGCUCAACAAUGUGGACGCGCUGCGCGGCUUCGUGCUGGCGCCACUCUUCGUGUAUCUGUUCAUCGGCACGUCUUUUUUGUUGGCCGGCUUCGUGUCCCUCUUCCGCAUUCGCACCAUCAUGAAGCACGACGGCACCAAGACCGAGAAGCUGGAGAAGCUCAUGGUGCGCAUCGGCGUUUUCAGCGUGCUUUACACGGUGCCAGCCACUAUUGUCAUCGCCUGCUACUUCUAUGAGCAGGCCUUCCGGGACCAGUGGGAGCGCAGCUGGGUGGCCCAGAGCUGCAAGAGCUACGCCAUCCCCUGCCCCCACCUCCAGGCGGGUGGAGGCGCCCCGCCGCACCCGCCCAUGAGCCCAGACUUCACAGUCUUCAUGAUCAAGUACCUUAUGACGCUGAUCGUGGGCAUCACGUCAGGCUUCUGGAUCUGGUCCGGCAAGACCCUCAACUCCUGGAGGAAGUUCUAUACCAGGCUCACCAACAGCAAACAGGGGGAGACCACCGUCUGAGACCUGGGGGUUCAGCCCAUUCCCAGCCGUCGGCUUCGUCCCAGCCACUCCCAUAAAGCUGGCCCCAUGGAACUCUUGCCAAGCCUGGCUACUCGAGGCUUUCUCACUAGCCAUUCACUUUUCGCAGGCUCCUUUCAACAACACAGCUCCUGCAAAAGCUUUGGUCCCUUGGGGCAAGCGGACUGGAGGGCCCAACUGCCACAGGGGGGACGGACAGACCACUCUGGUUCUCACUCUCUGGUACCAGGACUGUAUGCUUUUAUGAUUGUAAAUAGCCUGUGUAAGAUUUUUGUAAGUAUAUUUGUAUUUAAAUGAUGACCGGUCACGCGUUUUCCUUUUUCUGCCUUUUCCUUUUUUGUUGUUUUGUUUUGUUUAAGUUUUAAUUAUUUAGGGCGGUUUACCCAUUUGAGGCUUUCCUUUGCCUUUUCAAAGUACUGCAGAGGUAAAACCGGAGCUCACGGUGCUCUUGCUUGUUCUGGCACGCCCCUCCUUGCGGCAGUCGGGGUGCGUGUGGGGCUGCCUGUGGGGCUGCGCGGCCCAGGUCACUUACCGCCUCCGCUUUCUGCUCCUUCCUUUCCUUCAUUGCUUGGGGUCGGGGCUCUUUAGAUAUAGAACUCCACAGAGCUUCCAGAUCCGGGGGUAGACCCCUGCCCAUCCCGAGUGUGCCCUUGUGAGGUGGGGAGGGGGGGGGCGCAGAUUGUGAAGGCCUUGCCCCUUUAUUGAAACUGAAUUUUUCACUGUAGAGAACCUUAACUCCUAGCUUCAAGGAGGUCCACAGAUGUGGGCUGCGGCAGUCCCAGCCUCCUUCCACACUGGCCUCCAAAGCCCAGGCAUUCCCUCCUACCUAAGUUGGUUAGAGGGUGAGUGGGAUAACCAGUGCCAAACUUUUUCAAGUCUAAUUUUUGGUGGAUGAGCUCAUUUCAUUCUCUAGUGUCUAAAACCUGGUAUGGGUUUGGCCAGCAUCAUGGAAAGAUGUGGUUGCUGAGAUUUGGGAAGAGGCUUGGAGCUUUGUGUGGGUCAGGAGAGACUGAAGAUGGGGUUUAUAAAAUGUUAAUUCUAAUUGCAUACUGAUGCCUGGCAAAUUGCCUCUAGGACUGAGACAGCCCGCAUUUAGAUUUUACCUUUCUGUAAAAUGGAAACAUUAGGUCACCUGCAAAGCUUUGUUAAGGAGUUGAUCUUUGCUUUCCUUAACUGGAUAGCAGAACGUAAGCUGAAUAGGAACACUUGAAGGAGAUUUCAGUGUAAUGGACUUUCUCAAAAUGAAGUGCUUUUUAUUAUUUUUAAAUAAUAAUUAGACAUAUAUAAAAAAGUUUAAAAUGUAAAAGUUGUAUACUUUCAACAUAUUAUUAUGAUUAUUCAGCAACACAGUCUGAGGGAGGAACAAUCCACAUCAUUAAAAAUAACCUUGUAGGAUUCCAGGAGGUAAAGGAGGUGGAAUAAUUGGUGGGGUUAGAUCCUGAAAUAAACAAAACAUGGGCAUGCAUGGUAAAGGGACAGUGUGUGCUCCUUUUUGGAUUUACAGAAAUGCGUCAAAUGUAAAUCUUUCAAAGCCAUUUAAUAAUAUUCACUUUAGUUCUCUGUGGAAAAGAGGAGAAAAGCAAGCCUCCUGAUUGUAUUGUUUUAAAUUUUAAGAGUUUAUCUAAAUGCCAGUACUUAGGACCUAAAUUUAUCUAUGUCUGUCGUACCCUAAAAUGACAAUGGUCUUUGGAUUUGGUAUGCAUUUAUUCUGUUCACUAUCACAAAAUCAUCUAUAUUUAUAGAGGAAUAGAAGUUUAUAUAUAUAUAUAAAAUACCAUAUUUUUAAUUUCACAAAUAAAAAAAUCAAAGUUUUGUACAAAAUUAUAUGGUUUUUGUGCCUGAAAAUAACAGAACUGGAACUGUCUGAACUAUCUUUACAUUUUAUAGUGUCUCAUAGCCAGUCCCAAAGUAUAUAAAUUCAGGAAUUCAAUGAAAAAGUCUAUCCUUAAACAUUCAGACGAGCCCUUCCAAAGAUGUAUCCUACUUGCAAUGUUGCAACUGACAUUGCCAAGUUCCUAGACAUCAUCUGCUUUCAUGAUAGUAACAAUAUAAAAUAGAAGUUUCCAAAUUAUUUCUUUACUGAGAGGAUUAUUAAAAAGAGAACUCUAAUUUUAAUAUUAAAGUCUUUUUUUUCUUUCAAGGGGUAAAUUUACAUGACUUUUUAUCAUAUGGAAGUUUAUUUAAAUCAUCAGGCAUCACCUUGGUCAUGAUUUUUUUUGAGGUAUUAUCUUUUUCAUAAUCUUGGAUAUUCCAAAACCAUAGAUAGGCAAUCAAUAAAUGGUUAACUGAC